AGGGGGGCAGCCCGACCCGCCCAGCCGGGGAGCGGGGAUGGGCGCUUGAAAGGGGAAUCUGUGGCCGGCGGAGCGGGACAAGUGGCUGGGGCGAGCGUGCCCCGCUGGCGCAGGCUUCCCGGCAGGGACCUUUGUGGCGCGGCUCAGCCCGGCGGGAGAGCGCCCAGCAUGGAGCCCGUUACCAAGUGGAGCCCAAAGCAAGUCGUGGACUGGACCAAAGGCUUGGAUGAUUGCCUGCAGCAGUAUGUCCCCAAAUUUGAACGGGAGAAGAUAAAUGGUGAACAGCUGUUACAGAUUUCCAAUCAAGAUCUUGAAGAGUUGGGUAUCUCUCGAAUUGGACACCAGGAACUGGUUCUGGAGGCCGUGGAUCUUCUUUGUGCACUGAAUUAUGGCCUUGAAACAGACAAUAUGAAGAACUUGGUUCUCAAAUUGCGAGCUUCUUCCAACAACCUGCAGAAUUAUAUCAGCAGCCGGAGGAAAAAUUCAAAGUAUGAUGGAAAAACAUCACGCAAACCCCCCAAUGAAUUCCUCACUUCAGUGGUGGAGCUCAUUGGUGCUGCUAAGGCCUUGCUAGCAUGGUUGGACAGGGCCCCAUUUACAGGGAUUGCUGACUUCUCAGAGACAAAGAACAGAAUCAUUCAGCUCUGCUUGGAUCUCACCACCACAGUUCAGAAGGAUUGCACUGUGGCUGAAAUGGAAGAUAAAGUUCUACAUGUAUCCAAGAUUUUAAAUGGAAUUUGUGAUAAGAUGAUCAGAUCAACUACAGAUCCAUUGAUGAGCCAGAGUGCAUGUCUGGAGGAGGUUCAUUUAACCAACAUUAAACCUGGGGAAGGCCUGGGAAUGUAUAUCAAAUCAACUUACGAUGGAUUACAUGUAAUUACUGGAACUACAGAAAAUUCCCCUGCUGAUCGAUCUCAAAAGAUUCAUGCUGGUGAUGAGGUGAUCCAGGUUAAUCAUCAGACUGUAGUGGGAUGGCAACUAAAAAACCUGGUGGGAAAGUUGCGAGAGAAUCCUUCUGGAGUUAAAUUGCUACUUAAGAAACGUCCUACAGGCUCUUUUAAUUUUACUCCAGCCCCACUGAAGAACCUACGCUGGAAACCACCACUUGUACAGACCAGUCCUUCACCAACUACAACUCAGUCACCAGAAAGCACCAUGGAUACCUCAAUGAAAAAAGAGAAACCAGCCAUCCUGGACCUCUAUAUACCUCCACCACCAGCCUUUCCAUAUUCUCCUCGAGAUGAGAAGGAGAGCCUCGUUUAUGGAGGAGGUAAUAAACCUAAGCCGCCAUUACCUGGCUCCAAGGGUGCAGAGUCUCCUAAUUCUUUCCUCGAUCAGGAAAGCCGAAGGCGAAGGUUUACUAUUGCGGAUUCUGAUCAGUUGCCUGGGUAUUCCAUGGAAGCAAAUAUACUGCCAACAAAGAUGAGGGAAAAAACACCGUCUUAUGGAAAACCUCGCCCUCUGUCGAUGCCUGCAGAUGGGAGCUGGCUGGGAGCUGCAGAUCCUUUCUUGAGGCCCCGAGCACCAGGGAGAAAAGGUGAAGAUGUCCUCUGCAGGUACUUCAGUAAUGAGAGGAUACCCCCAAUCAUUGAAGAAAGUUCCUCCUCGCAGCAGCAUUUUUCAAGGCCAGUGGCUGACAGGCAAUUAGUGAGGGGCGCAGACUACAUCAGAGGCAGCAGGUGCUUUGUGAACACAGAUCUUCAUAACAGUGCGACUAUACCUUUCCAGGAGGAAGGCGCUAAAAAACUCUCUGUUACGUCACCCACAAAAUCUUCUUCCACAGAGCCCUCACUACUGGUCAGUUGGAUCACAAGACUUAAACUGUUGACUCACUGAUUGUUUGAUAGAAUGUUUUCUCAUCUUCUGUUACCAAGUGCCUUUGUUCCUCAGUCAGACUUCUUGCUUUUCAGCUACAGUAUUACAUAGUGACUGGUGUGUUGAUCUAUUCCUGGAGAGUUGUACACAUCUCCCCUUUUUUGGCUCUAAUAUAGUGGAAUGGAGAGGAUUGGAUAAUGUGAGAUGGAAGUGGGAUAAAGGUCUAGUUUGUUUUUCCUGCCCCAAAGUUGAGGGAACUCAUUCCUCUGGAAACAAGUAAGGCUCUAGUGAAUCAGAGGUCAUAUCUGGUCUGAAAUCUGUAUGAGCUGUGCAGAAGCAAUCGUUGCAUUAAAAUGAGGUCCAGUGGCACUUCAUUUGCUAAAAUGCGCUGAUGCUGCACGACCUACUGGCUUGCCGAAUAUGUAGGGCUAAGCAAAAAUCCAGAGCUGUUCUCCUGACCCGAAAGGCAAGAGGGUAAACAUCUAUUUUGUAUAAUAAUGUGGUGUUGUGGCAAGUACUGCUGCAGCUUUAACUUGUUAAGGAAUAAAGGUAGCUUCUUCUCUGUGAUAACUAGAGAACUGUGUUAGGAAUAUAUUAAACCUGGUUUAUAAUCCAGUUAUUGAGAUCUCCAUACAGGCAAACGAGUGUUCUCUGAUUUGCUGCAGUGCUCAUCCAUGAAGAUGUGGAUUGCUACAACAUGCCAAGAAAGAGCAUUUGUAGAGGUGGUAAAAGAAAUGUAUUUUUUCCUUCAUUGUUUAAUUUGCUGUUAACCAAAGUAUCCAUAUAAGAACAAACCCUGUUGGUUUUAUGGAACCUCUACGGUGGUUCAGUUUUUGAACUGACAGAUGUGUUUUCAGAAAGAAAAAUAUGCUGUGAUACGUUACAAUAGUAAGACACCUGGCUAUUUUUAAAUGUAGCUCCAGUUUUUCACCUUUAAAAGUCUCAAGUAGCAGCUGGUAUUUGGGAAGGGAGAAAAAGCUUGUAAAAUUAUGGUUAUUAAAGAAUCAUUGUUUAAAACUGAAUGUACAAGAGGUUGUUAGUAUGCAAAAAAAAGUGUUUAAUUUAAGUGUUAAAUAUAGCUGUAUAUUUUUUUUACUCUUAACCAUAUGUAGUUUGUAUAUUCCUAUCUACACCACUGUGCACUAAUUAACCAGUGCCAAAAAACAUACUGUUAUGUUCUCCAUUAAAUCAACUGCCAAAUGCUGCACUGGGUGAUCUUGCAGUAAUGACAGAGCCUCCUGUGUUCCAUCUACAUUAAAGAAAGGAAAAACAGUUUAACAGUUUUUAGUGUCUUGUCUGUUCUAUGGAUUUUAGCAUGUUGGGGUACUGCCCUGACUAUGUUAUGACAUAGCAUGGUUUUGCCUAUGUAAGUGUGACCAAGCUGAUGUUAUGAAACUCUGUUAUGGCCCUCUAGAGACCAGGUGGUUAAAUUCAGGUCUCUGGUAAGUUAGUGCAACUUUGACUUCAAUGGUGAUUUAUACUAGGUUGGAAUUUGUCCCUAGAGCUGUAACACCGUUCUGUAACACGGUUAUAACACAGUUUGGUCCGAUCUUCAUAGGCAUGACCAUACCAUGUUAUAAUGGAGAGCAGUGUAGUAGUAUCCUCACUUUCAACAUGACAGAACUGGUAGUGCAGGCAAGGCCAAACUCACUUGUAGUUCAGUCAAAUUCCACCUGUGUGGAUGGGGCAGAGCUGAGUGCAGAAACUGCUUUGGUAUAAACAGAUCUAGGCAACCAACUCUGUGUGUUAGACGCCACUUACAACGUAGUCCAGCCCUGUGCACAUAGGCUAGGCUGGCUGCUGUUGAACUAUGGUCCAAUUCAACAACUGCUAUUAAAUUCAGUGUAGUGCAUAGUACACAAGUUCUGCUUGCCUUUGAUAGCCUAUGUUUGAUAGGCUUAAAGGUCUCUGUAGAAGCACAUGUGUUUGAACAGACUCUACGUGUGUUCCGAUGGGUGGAAUCAGAGAUGUGUGCUGCUUUUUGUUGUUGCAGGAUUGCCUCCAGAGAACACUUUGCUCCUCCUGGGUCUGGUUAUGGUGGCUCAUCCAGUCUGACUCUCUGGAAGCCACACUCGGUCUAACAAGAAUAGUGAGAAAAGCUUGCUCUAAUUUAGCCAAACUGUAAAAACUUCGGUAGCCAUUACAGCUUAAUCUGCGCUGGCUUUUAAAUUGUGCUGAAAAUGGUUCUUAACCCUAGUUUGUAUCUUAGGUUUAGUUUACUCUGUUCCAGCGUUUGUACUGAUCUGAUUUGGCCAGUUAGCAUCCCUAUAUUUUGAACACUAUUAUAACAGUUUGGUCACUUCCACACCUGUCAGACAAACCAUAUUAGAAAUCUAAAAAUCUAUCUCCCAGCUAUUCCCUCUUCCUCCUCUCUGCCUUUUCUUUAAAGUUAGGCUGCAAAGCAAAACUAAACUUUCGAUUUUGCUCUUUACUGCAUAUAAAACAUAGCUUCAGACUUUUAAUAAAAACAAAUUAUAUUGCAAGUCUCAUACUUCUUUCUAUUUUUUGGAGCAACCCAAAAGUGAUGUCGCACACAGCUGUAGCAGCAUUGAUCAUUCCCCCAGUGAGAGGUGCUGUGACACUGAUUCUAGGGGACAGAUUUUUAAAGCUAUUCAGGUAUCUACAGAUGCAGCUAGGCACCUAAUAGAUUUUCGCAAAUGCCUAGGUACCUAAUUCCCAUUGAUUUCAAUUUUGACCUCCCUUUAAUUUCAAUGGGAAUUUAGUGCCUAGGCACUUCAGAAAAUCCCACUAGCCCCUAACUCCCUUAAAAUAUAGUUCUUGGCCUUAAUUUUUUUUCAUAAACAUCAUGAAAUGUAAGGCCUGAAGAUGCCAUUAGAUCAUCUAGUCUGACCUCCAUAUUAUCACAGGUGAUUGUGUGUAUGUCUGCACUACAAUUAAAAACCUGUGGCUAGCUUGUGCCAGCUGACUGAAGCUUAUGGGUCUCAGGCUCAGGGGCUGUUAAUUGCAGCAUAAACGUUGGGGCUUGGGCUGGAGCCCGGGCUCUAAGACCUUGCAAGGUGGGAGGGGCCCAGAGCUUGGGCUGCAGUGUGAGGCCACUGCAAUUAAACAGCCCCUUAGCCCGAGUCCUGCUGAGCUGUGGCAGAGACUGACACUUUUAAUAGCUAAAAUCAUGGUCCUACUAAAGACACUGAAUUUAUGGCAUAUUACAACAAUCUGUAACCCACUCACCCCCCUUUUUCUGUCCUAUGACCACAGGGGUGUUAAUGGGACACUUCACCUUGAAGGGUUCCUUUAAAACGUGCUAACUACUUAUGCUGAACUAUUCGUUCAACCUUGUAUUUAGCUGUGACACUUUUGGUAUGGUGUACACCAGACUUAUAUCACUAUAACAACAUCCCUUAGGCGUGUGAAAAAUCCACAUCCCUGAGCAACAUAGUUAUACCUACCUAACCCCUUUUAUAGACAGUGUUGUGUCAAAGGGAGGGCUUUUCUUGUUGACAUAGCUACUCCCUCUCUGGGAGGUGGAUUAACCAGGCUGACAUAAGAGUUCUCUCCUGUUGGCAUAGGAGCAUCUUCAUUAAAGCACUACAAUGGUGCAGCAGCGCCAAUGCAGGGUUUUAAGUGUAGACCUGUCCCUAAUACCUUUCGCAGACCUGAGGAUGAGCUCUGUGUAGCUUGAAAGCUUCUUUCUCCAACAGAAGUGGUCCAGUAAAAGAUAUUUCCUCACCUACCUUGUAAUAGCACUCAAGCUGCACAAGGGGGGAAAGAAUGAAUGCAAUAAAAAAAAACCCAGUUCUGCAAGAAACUGAGUUGGAGGAAGCUGCCUCUGCCAAUUCCAGCACAAAGAAAACUGCUUUUCGGAGAGCAAGUCUGCAACACCUUCUUCCUAAACAUAACUGCUGUGAAAUAAUAGAUCACCCCAUAUCAGGUCCACCAAGGUUAACAAGCACCAACAGGCAUACACUGGUAGCAGAGCACAAUGGACUGGCUCCAGAUGCUGGAAAAGGCACAUGCUUAUCAACCAUGCUUUAAUGUGUGUUUGAGCAAGCUGCCUGAGCUUGCCCCUCUCUUGGGGAAUAAGUCUCUUAGCCCCAGGCUUUGCUUACCUUGUUUCAGUGCAGAUUGCAAGCUCUUUUUGUACUAUUGCUUUCUUUGUGAAGCUGGCAUUUUGCAGGCUUGCUAGGAGGUGACUUUAUUUAAAAAAAAAAAAAA
This is a messenger RNA of Gopherus evgoodei (Goodes thornscrub tortoise), 5988 nucleotides long. RefSeq names its product CNKSR family member 3 (gene CNKSR3). Gene Ontology annotation, biological process: regulation of signal transduction. The record is from RefSeq and is a predicted model, not a curated record. The coding region runs from base 169 to 1836 and encodes 555 amino acids. The transcript has 13 exons. Gene Ontology annotation, cellular component: cytoplasm; membrane. Gene Ontology annotation, molecular function: protein binding. NCBI's taxonomy places the organism in Eukaryota, Metazoa, Chordata, Testudines, Testudinidae.